UGAAUGGAUGGAGAGAUUUUCCUCACUUUCAAGAAAAUAAAUCAGAUUAACGAGAUGUUUCUGAUCUCAUCAUCAUCGCACCUUCCAACCCACGCAAUGUAAUUCAAACGACUGCAUCGACACACACAUCAAUACAAACACAUACAUACAUAUAUAUAUAUAUAUAUAUAUACAUAGAGAGAGAGAGAGGAGAAGAAGAAGAAGAAGAAGAAGAAGAUCAGACUGCCUCUGCUCCUAUGGAAACGACUCGACUGAGAAUCAGAGAGGGAGGGGGCCAGGAAGGGUAGAGCUGCGAGCCGGCGAAGCCGCCGCUGAGAGCUUUUCUAGGGUUUUCAGCUGCUCAAACCUCAUACGCAGUCUAAACUGCUGAGCUGAAACGGGGAGGGGAAGUAGUGAGAUAAGAUAUGGCUGCGGAAGGCAACGGGAAGAGCAGGAUCCUCAUAGUCGGAGCCACCGGGAACCUUGGCCACCAGUUGGCAGCUGCCGCUCUCCGCUUCUCCCACCCGACGUUCGCCCUCGUCCGGCCCUCCGCAUUCGCCGACCCCGUGAAAUGCCGGACCCUGCGCUCCCUCUCCGAUGCCGGCCUCACUAUCCUCAAGGGUUCGUUGGAAGAUGAGGAGAGCUUGCUGGAGGCUUUAAGGAGAGUGGAUGUCGUGAUCUGUGCGCUCCCUGCUAAGCAUGCUCUGGAUCAGAAGCCGCUGAUCCAAUCGAUCAAGAAAGUUGGGUCUAUAAAGAAGUUCAUUCCUUCAGAAUUCGGGUUGGACCCGGAUAAGGUUCAUAUAUUGGACAUGGACCACGGGUUCUAUUCGCGGAAAGCCGAAAUUCGGCGUAUGGUGGAAGCAGAAGGCAUUCCUUACACCAUUAUAUCAUGCAACUUCUACAUGAGCUAUCUCCUUCCAUCUCUUGUUCAACCCGGGCUGAAGGCGCCUCCAAGGGAUGAGGUCACGAUCUUCGGGGAGGGAAACACUAGAGGUGUUUUCGUGAAAGAAAGUGAUGUUGCAGCCUUUACCAUCAGGGCUGUGGAUGACCCGAGAACACUGAAUAAGGUUGUCUAUCUGAGGCCGCCCGGUAAUGUCUACUCCAUGAAUGAGCUUACUGAAAUUUGGGAGGCUAAGAUUGGGAAGAAGCUGAGGAAAAGAUACGCAUCAGAAGAGGAGCUUCUUACUAAAAUCGGAGAGACCCGUUAUCCUGAUAACAUGCCGUUUGUUUUCAUAUACUCUGCAUUCAUAAAAGGAGAUCAGACAUACUUCGGGAUCGAGGAUUCUGAGGGCCUGGACGGGAUGAAAUUGUACCCGAACUUGACAUAUACGACAAUAAGCGAGUACUUGGAUACUUUAGUGUAGCAAGAAUUUGUGGACUUUUUUCUUUGCAGCUGAAGUGUAUUCAUCCUACUGUUUCGUAAAUUUCAUCAACUUUCUCCCAAAGUCCUCGGAACUCUAGUUUAAA
Molecule: messenger RNA, 1446 nt
Organism: Punica granatum (pomegranate)
Lineage: Eukaryota; Viridiplantae; Streptophyta; Magnoliopsida; Myrtales; Lythraceae
Source: RefSeq, a predicted model, not a curated record